Molecule: messenger RNA, 1610 nt
Organism: Prorocentrum cordatum
Lineage: Eukaryota; Dinophyceae; Prorocentrales; Prorocentraceae
Source: the annotation of a GenBank genome assembly
CAGCCGUUUCUGCCUCUCAGGGGCCCCGCAGGAGGGCAGCGCCAGCAGCCCACUGCGAGCUGCACACUGCUAGCGUUGAGCCCGGGUCAGCCACUCGGGGUGGAGCCAAAGGCCAAGAGGUCACCCCGGGGAAGGCGGGUCCGGGCGGGCCCGGCAUGCUGGCCCUUGGCGACGGGGCGCACCUGCGGCUGCGGGCCCUCGAGGGCGGCGGGCGCGGCGGCGGGGGCCUGGCGCACGGCCCGAGCUGGAGCGAAGGCUCCGCGGGCACGAGGAGCCCCAGCGAGUCCUCCUUCGACGCCGCCUCCGAGGACGACGACCGCCCGCGCCCCACCGGGGAGGUCCCGAGGGAGCCCCGCGGGCCGGGGUGGUGCGGCAGCCCGCCGCAGGCGCCGCAGCCGUGGGCCCUGCGGCGCAGCGACACUGCCGAGCUCACGCAGGAGGUGCCGGCCUUGCUGGACAGGAUGAACGAGGCGUCGAGCCGGGUCAACCGCCUGGAGAGGGAGGCGGGCGCCUCGGAGGCGCGCUACAAGAGGCGAGUCGUGCGCUACGAGGAGAUCUACAGGGGGAUGCGCGCCGAGUUCGGCGGCGUCUUCGACAGGUGCAAGCCGCUGUGCGCGGCCCCCCUGGGGCACCAGGCUCUGAGAGCGCAGCUGGGCGACUCCACCGUCGAGGAGCUGGUCAGAUGCUACCAGACCCUCGACCGCCACCACGACGCCUUGGCCCAGGAGCACAAGCUGAUGGAGAGGCUGUCCCAGAAGCUCCGCGACGCCAAGCGAGUGUAUGCGUCGACGAUGUGUGAGCUCGAGGGGAUCAGCAACAUGGUGCACGAGGUGCGACAGAAGCGCUGAACCACCCUCGACCAGGCGCAGGACAAGACCCUCCUUGAUAGAGGGCUCUUGUCUCGAUGCGACCCUGCAGCUGCGGAUUCCCAGUCAAUGCUUUGGCAUUCUGGCUCCGCUUUCAAGUAGCGCAAAAAGGCGUGCUUGCGUGCGGGCAGUGCAGAUAAGCUCGCCUUCCCUCCGAAGCACCACGAAAGAGUGAGUGCAAGCGUCCUUCCCAUGUCCUACAACCCGCGUCCAUCAAGAGACGCCUGCGUGCAUUUUGCAUUUGAGGGCACCCGACCGUCGAUGGUGGAAGUGGCGAUGAUCAGGGAAGGGCGGGGGUGCACAGAGAUUGCGUCAGGUGAGGAAAUGAUGGGGUCGCCUCCCAGUCUGAUGCUCAGAGCGCCAACGUGCGUCACCAGUGCGCUGUGCCCAACGCGGUACGCCCUAGGCUCCGGCAAGGACAUAUUUUUUGACGACAGGCCGUCUGGACACCUGUUUGUGGGAGUUCGAGUGAAUGGGAUGUGGGAUGUCCGCCCUCUGCCGUGCUGGGAAUCGAUGGAUUCUGGUGCGAGACUUCCCUGCGGUCAGAUGCGAUCCGAUCUUGAGCCGAAUGUCGGGGCAGUCCGACGUGUCCAGGAGUUCUGCCCAUCAGCUGUGUCAUCGCAGCGUAUUGCCUCGGCUUCUGACCUCAGCUCGGACCAGCCGUCUCUAUGGGAUGCCAGCGAAGCUCAAGACUCUGCGGUCCAACAUGGAUGGGCUCGACGGGCGGUGUUGCGUGAGAACGGG